Molecule: messenger RNA, 3350 nt
Organism: Eurytemora carolleeae
Lineage: Eukaryota; Metazoa; Arthropoda; Copepoda; Calanoida; Temoridae
Product: probable G-protein coupled receptor CG31760
Exons: 29
Coding region: 1-2964 (987 amino acids)
Biological process (GO): G protein-coupled receptor signaling pathway
Cellular component (GO): membrane
Molecular function (GO): G protein-coupled receptor activity
Source: RefSeq, a predicted model, not a curated record
AUGUUUAUGUUAUUUUGUCUUCUCUCAACCCCUCUCAUUCAAUCUUCCGCUGUUCUAUUCAAACAGGCGCCUUCGGAUCGAGACUUAGUACUCAAUGAGAUUCAUGAUAUUACAACCAACAACAUUGGAAGUCUUUGUCAUCAUCAUAAAUACAGGAGUGUAAACAUUGAAAUGAAUGUGUCCAACUACGCCAACACAAUUGAAAGAAUACAGUUUUUUUCUUCCUACCUGAUCUCUGCUAACCUACUCAAUCAAAUAGAUAAGGUUGAAAUGAUGCUUGAAUCUCUGGUUUUCCGUGAUAUAAACAUUUCCAAGCUGAGCAUAUUCAACUUUAAGGAACAAUUUACAGUUAUGGUUGGUCGGGGUCUGGUUGAUGUAAGGAAUGAUACAAGGGAAUACAAAGAAGGAGCUGCCCCUUGGUACAAACAAAGGAUGUCUGAGCUUGACAUGAAGGAUGGCUGGACCCCUCCUUACUAUUCAUGUCUUACUAGAGCUUGGAUGAUGAGUUUUAUGCUCAUUUUACCAAAUCAAAUAAAAAAUGAUAAAAAUGUUGAUUGUAUCCUUGUAGUGGAUAUAAACAUAUCUGGGUUGGAUAUCAAUCAAUGUGAAGCAACACAGGAACAUAACACAGAUAAUUUAUUAUCAAACGAAAGUGGAACCAAAACUAUUAAAUGGUUUGAGGAAUCACAUAAAUGUCACAAUUCCAGUAAGUGUGUAUUUGAACCUGGACACGGCUGGGUAAGAGGAGGGUACGGAUGUGAGUGUAAGGAUGGAUUCUAUCCUGCCUAUCCUACGAAUGAACGAACUAGAUUUAAUGGAAGUCUAGUCGAGGUUGCAUACAUGGAUUCUUUAAGAGACGGCUCUGAGACGUAUACAAUGUUAUAUGAGUGUAAAAAGUGUAGUUUAGAUUGUACAACAUGUACAGACAAUUCACCCUGCAGAGCUGAGUUCAACUGGGUAUUCAGAAGUGUUCUGCUGGUUAUAUCAGUGUUCUGUAUGGUGGUGAGCCUAGUUAUGAUUAUUCUUGUAUUCUGCUUUAGACAUAUGAAAGUGUUUAAAUACUCAUCGCCAACGUUUUUGUGCAUCACUCUAGUCGGAUGCGCUAUUAUGUUUUCAGAGAUCUCAUCAAAAGAUUCCACCGUACUCAUCUGUAGAUCUUAUCAAGAGAUUCCACCAUACUCAUCUGUAGAUAUCAUCAAGGAUUCCACCAUACUCAUCUGUAGAUCUCAUCAAGAGAUUCCACCAUACUCAUCUGUAGAUCUCAUCAAGAGAUUCCACCAUACUCAUCUGACUCCAGGAGCAAAAGAUAAACUUGAUACUGGAGACGCUGAUCUUUACAGACAGCUUUUCAUAUAUCUGGAGCAGCUACAAGAUCUAGUCAGACUCAGGACUAAAGGAGCAGAGGCUAAACCUGAUGCUGGGGAUGCUGCUCUUUACAGACAGCUCUUCAUAUAUCUGGAGCAGCUACAAGAUCUAGUCAGACUUAUGACUCAAGGAGCAGAAGCGAAAGCUGAUACUGGGUACGCUGCUCUUUACAGACAGCUCUUCAUAUAUCUGGAGCAGCUGCAAGAUCUAGUCAGACUUAGAACUCAAGGAGCAGAAGCUAGAGCUGAUACUGGGGACUCUGCUCUUUACAGACAGCUCUUGAUAUAUCUGGAGCAACUACAAGAUCUAGUCAGACUUAGGACUCAAGGAGCAGAAGCUAGAGCUGAUACUGGGGACGUUGCUCUUUACAGACAGCUGUUCAUAUAUUUGGAGCAGCUACAAGAUCUAGUCAGACUUAGAACUCUAGGAGCAGAAGCUAGAGCUGAUACUGGGGACGCUGCUCUUUACAGACAGCUCUUCAUAUAUCUGGAGCAGCUACAAGAUCUAUUUGACAUUUUGUUCAGAGUAAGUUUGACCUACCGGGUAAAGAGUGCGCACAAACUGAAGUUAACUGACCGUCAGCUACUUCAAUGGAUGUGUCCUAUUCUACUCAUUAUGAUCAUAUACCUGGCCACCUGGUCUAUCAGUUCUCCUCCAAAUGGGAUUGAGAUCAGUGUGGAACGAGGGGAGAAGUUUAAGAUCUGUGAAUAUAACUGGUGGGAUCAUUCUCUAGCUCUAGGAGAACUGGUUUUUCUACUGUGGGGAGUUAAGAUAUGUUUCUGCGUGAGGAAAGCCCGAACGUAUUUUGACGAAGCCAAGCUGAUAUCGUGGAGUAUUUACAAUAUCGCCAUUGUCAACAUUGUCAUGGCCAGCUUACACACAUUGAUACUGCCCCGAGCUGGACCUGAUGUCAAAUAUUUUCUUGGAUUUGUCCGAACCCAGCUGAGUACUACAGCUACACUUAUCCUCGUAUUCGGACCAAAGUUUGCCCGAGUGAUUCGAGGGAAAGGAAAUGAUAGUGGAGAAUCGGGUCGGGGAACUACGUCUAUUGUUGGAGUACCGUAUCAUAAAAAUGACCAGAUGGACUUGUAUCAGGAGAAUGAAGAACUGAAGGAAGAAGUUCAGAAACUGGCAGCAAAGGUUGAGUUCUUUAAAAUACUUGGUAUGAUGGCAGAUAACAGACAUCUUACUCCAGGGAAACAAUCAACAUACUUUCCACAAGAAUUUCUAGAUAUACAGAUGAAACAGUAUAAACAAAACAUAAUUUCAAACUCGUUGCUGUCCCGUACCUCGUGUCUAAACUGUUCUACAAAUACAAAUACUGGAAACAAAAGAACUGCUUCAAUUAGGCGGGGAGGAAAUCAAACUUUAAACCGGACCGGAACUAGGCCCGGAUCUGGAAACGGAACUAGGACCGGAACCGGAUUCGAGGCUGAAACUAGCGGACAAAUUCGGCAACUGAAAAAACAGGAUACAGGAUACAAGUUUAUCAAUGGUAGAGUUGAAAGAUCACUUGCAGCCGUGCUUACUGAAAAUUCAGUAGAUUUCUCAGAUAAUCGUCAGUUCCUGGAUCAAGUCUCAGAGCCACAAAAUGUGUAAUGGAUCAAAUGAAUGUUAAAUGUAUGCAAAUAGAUAAAUUAAAUCUAGUUUGUAAUAGUCUGGGACAAGAAUUCUCUGACUCGUUAGAAGAAGAUAUUUCAAGUAGACCCAGGACAGUGGGUGGCCUCUAAACUGAAUGGGACCCGGAACCCCGCCCCCCCCCCCCUCUGCAUCUGCAGGAAACUUUAUUGUAGUUUGGACAAAAUCGCUGUAAGUGUUAUUUAAUGUCAUCAAUAUGAAACUUUUUAUUCUGUAAUAUAAAAAAAUUUUAAUUUAAAAAAUUUCUCACGAAAACUUCUAAUAUCUAAUGAAAGGCUUGAAUCAAAUAUAAAUGUUAAAUGUUAAUAUCUGUAUUUAAUUAAAUAAAUAAAAACAUUUCAAAGUUC